This is a messenger RNA of Racocetra fulgida, 175 nucleotides long. The record is from the annotation of a GenBank genome assembly. Lineage: Eukaryota; Fungi; Glomeromycota; Glomeromycetes; Diversisporales; Gigasporaceae.
GAAUCAGGAACCUCGAAAAAAGAUAGAAACGUUACUAUUAUGUUAUCAGAUGAAGUAUUACCGUCAAAAGAAAAAAUGCCGAUUGGAUUCUUCAACCAAUCUUAUACCCUUGAUAGUACUAUAUAUAAAUUACCUGAAGAACAAGAGGAUUAUGAAGAAGGAAAGGCUGAAGAGA